Messenger RNA from Mauremys mutica (yellowpond turtle), 9227 nucleotides. RefSeq names its product synaptopodin (gene SYNPO). The record is from RefSeq and is a predicted model, not a curated record. Gene Ontology annotation, biological process: spine apparatus assembly; positive regulation of actin filament bundle assembly; modification of dendritic spine. Gene Ontology annotation, molecular function: actin binding. NCBI's taxonomy places the organism in Eukaryota, Metazoa, Chordata, Testudines, Geoemydidae. The transcript has 4 exons. Gene Ontology annotation, cellular component: actin cytoskeleton; stress fiber; spine apparatus. Bases 573 to 4148 code for a protein of 1191 amino acids.
GAGGGAGACAGAGGAGACCCAGUUGCUCUGUGAGAUGCAGGCUGAAGUGGCCGGGGAAGGAAGAUUCUCAGCCUGGCAGUGCCCACCCUGCCUUGGGGCCCUCGCUCUCCAGAAGCAGGUUCCUGGUCUUUGAAGCUGCCUCAUCUGCCUGAUGCACCUUUGGAAAAGGAAAAUCCCCAGAAAAGGCUCCUCCCUGAUGUUUCCUCAGUCCAGUCUUCCACUCUCCCCCGCUAGGAGAUCUGGGGACUGCAGCGAAAAACAAAGAAGAUUCAAAUGGUCUUUGGGGACUCUGACUUCACAGCUAAAAACAUGUGGUUCCUCUUUGAAAAGAGAAACCACACCUGCUCUCAGUAACACCCAUAUCCCAAUGUACGUGAAAGCUCUCAGGUUAGGGUGAAGAUCAGCUCCCACAAGUAACCCGGACAUUCUCCCCUGCAGCAGUGGAUUAUUCUAUGGGAUUAUCCCAUACAGGAGACAGUCCCCAGAGUAUGAACAAUAGGCUGAGCCUUAAGACUCUUGAAAGUCCAUAAAGCGUUGAACCCUGCCCAAAGAGACUGCAGAAAGCGAGUACAAUGCUUAAGGCAACGUUACUGCAGCCUUGUCUCCAAUCUCAGCCUCGCUGUGCCGGGCCCAGUGAAAGGACCCAGCAUUCUUAUGGCUUUGAGACGCUAAAGGUGGACCCAGCAGUGGGCUAUGGCUGUUUGGUUCUGCAGCAGGAGAAAGAGACGGAAGGCAGCCAAAGGUGCCAGCCAGCUGGAGCCAUUUGCCCUUUUAACGCGAAGGAGCAGGAGGAAAAGAAUGAAUUGCCAGGAGGAAAAUUGAGAGAGCAUCUCCAGCGGGAGAGCAGGAAUACCAAUGGAGACAUGCUGGGGCCCGAAUUCCACAGCUCUGGCUUGGCAUCCGCUGGUGGGUACCCAGCUACAAGAGACUCCCCACAGUCUGCCCCAGAGCUGCUUCAUUCUGGGGCUAGCACCGGAGCGGACCCCAGUGAAGAAUGGAAAGUGGUGAAGGUUGAACGAGUCCUCAUUUACCCUGCUGGCCAGCCGCGGAAAGCAAAUCUUUCCAGGAGUGCCAGUCUCUCUGAGAAGGAGCUGAAAGAGGCCAAAGCCAGGAGCCAGAAAAUCGCAGCCCAGCUAACAAACCCGCCCAGCUCAAACUCCAAAGGUGUGCUGCUCUUCAACAGGCGCAAGCAGAGGGUGAAUGAGUUCACGUUGGCAAGCACCAGAAAAAGUGGCGAGGAAGCAGCCACAAGAGGCAGCCCGAAAGCUCUUCAGCAGAGCAUCCCAAACCAUGGGAAAUUGCUGCAUUUGAGACAGACUUUAGAAGGCAGCAAAGAACUGAAAGAAUUACUCUGCGCAGAAGACCCUGGACUGCAGAUCCUUAAAGGCAACAUGGAAGAAUAUGAGGAAAACACCUGCCUAGAGAAAACACAGUCCCCGCCAAAGAGUGAAGUCAAAAGUGAGGAGAUCCUUCUCCAAACAAUCCCAGUGCCAUCCCUCAAGGAGUCUCCUAGUGGAAACAUAGAGCAGGUCCCUCUAACUAUCUACUUAAAGGAGAACAUAAAGGUAGCAUCAACCAAUGGAGUGCACGAACCUAGCGUCAAUGAGCAUGAACAUGCACCAGUGAUUGACAGCGAGAACAACAUGCCAGUUCUCAUCAAGGAGCAGAUGGCCCCAGUUAUCGACAAGGAGCAGAAUGGAGAAGUUAUCAACAAAGAGCAGAAUGUGCCCGUGAUCGACAAAGAGGCGGCUGUUCCGGUUACCGACAAAGAGGCGGCUGUUCUGGUUACUGACAAAGAGGUGGCUGCUCUGGUUACCAGCAAAGAGUGCAAUGGCGGACCCAAUAAACAAUAUUACGAAGUUCAUCUCACUUUGGCUAAACCCAUGCCGGUGAAGAACAGAACAGCAAGACCAUUUGGGACUCAAUCAUCAGCUACAACAAGCCAACCAACAGAGAAAAGUCCAGGGGUAGAACUUCCUCCACCCCCAACCUAUGCAGAGACCUUGUUCAGCCCCCCUCCAGUAACUAGGGUCAGGUCGCCUCCUGCAUAUUCAGCCUUGUAUCCUAGUGCAGAACAGAAGCCUCUCAUUCUGCAAGGGCCUCACCAUAGAGAAAGCAGAUCAACACCCUUGCAUAAAACAGGAAUACUAGAGGAGUCCAUGGCCCGAAGAACAACUAAAAAAUCCAUGUUCACCUUUGUUGAAAAGCCAAAGGUGGCUCCAAACCCAGAUCUUUUGAACUUAGUGCAGAAUGCAGAUGUAAGGAGGAAGCAGAAGGAGCAAGGAGAACCAGUCCAAGAGGAAGAACCAUUUGCCCUUGGGGCAGAAGCUUCCAACUUUCUGCAUCAGAAUGCACUGAAAGGUGGGCUUCACCUGGAUUCUGCAGACAAUGCCCCAGAGUGGUCUUCCUGCCUGAAGUCCCCAAGCAUACAGCCUAAGCCUCAAAUGAAACCCAAUCAAAACCUAACCGAAGCAAAAGGAAAAGGAGCUGAACUGUUUGCCAGAAGGCAGUCAAGGAUGGAGAAGUAUGUUAUUGAGUCCCCAGCACACCCUGGCUUGGCCAGGUCACCUUCUCCCACCAUGUCUCUGCCUCCAUCCUGGAAGUAUGCUUCCAAUAUUCAUGUAACACCCAUGGUCUUCAAACACCCCCCCAAGAGCCCAGCCAGGUCAUCAAAAACUCCCCCAGCAUCUUUGUACAACAGCAAUGUCACGGAGAGUGAGAUUUCCCGACAGGAGCUGGAAAUCUCAAAGCAGCAGCCGUACCAGCUCCAAUCAUCUUUGUUCAUCCUGUCUCCAGCUAAAGAACCGGUGAGGUCUUUGCCAAGAGGGGCACCACCACCCCAACCUGCGUUUCCUGACUCUCAUUCUCACACGAGACAUACCUCGUGCCCAACGUCUCCCUUGACACCUUCCCCUGUUUUUCAUUCUCCUGCUCUCUCAAGUUCAAGCAGGCCAACAUAUGUUCCUCUUUCUCCAUCCUCUGGGACUGUGCUUAUUGCUCAAGACAUCAGAACAAGUGCCCCACCAGAAGCUCCCUUUGCAUCCCCUUCCAGAAUUUUGUCACCAAGAGCCAAAGGAGUCUUCCAAGCUCCGAGACCGUCUUAUUCCACCAGGAAUGCAGGGAUUGAACCCCAGGAAAGAAGAGUGUCCCUGCCUGCCUCCCUGACCUGGACCCCACGGCUGGUGCCCCACCCGAGCUCCUUCGAGGGAUGGGCGAGGCCGACGCCGGAGCCUGAGGAAAGGCCUGCGGAGGCCCUGCGAGCAGCCAGUGUGAGGAGCCCCCCUCCUCCCAUGUCGCCGUCGUGGAGCGAGAGGUCCCUCUCCCCACUGCGGCAGGAGGCAGAGCCCAAGGCCAGCCGGCAGAUGCAAGCCCGGCUCGCCAGGAACAUCAUCAAUGCUGCCAAGAGGAAGAGCUCCUCCCCCAAAGCUCUGGGGCCAGACGGCGUCAGGCCAUUCACGCCGCCUGCCGGGGCUGGGGCACCACCUGCCAGCGCAUCCCCAUGCAGCAGCCCGAGAGCCCUGGACAACCACUCCCCGAGUCCGCAGUCACCGAGGGUGGAUGGGCGCAGACGCACCAGCACCGGGACUCCACAAUUCAACACCUCGUCUUGCAUCAGCCCAAGGACCCUGGGCAGCCAAUCCCCGACCUACGUCAGCCCACUGCAGUCGCCGCGAGCAGCCAGGACGGAUGGGCACAGGUCCUUCACAUUACCCACAAACACUGGGGCACCAGCGCUCAACGCAACAGCUGGCAGCAGCCCUGGCACCACAGCCAGCCACUCUCCAACCUACAGGAACCCAGUGCCAUCUCCAAAAGCCACCUGGACGGAUGGUCACAGGAUUCUCAUGCCACCCACCAGCGCUGGGGUGCUACCGGCCAGCACAUCUUCUUGUACCAGUCCCAGGAGCCUGGGUUCCUACUCGCCGACCUUCAUUCGCCCAGUGCAGUCGCCCCCUGCGGGAGCGAGGUCCCCCGUGAAGCAUUACCCCUCCAGGUCUCCCACGGACUCGGAUGUGUCCAUCGACUCAGAAGACUCUGGGGUCAAGUCUCCCGGGAUCCGCAGCUUUAACAUCUGCCCCCGAGGCUGGAACGGAAGCGUGCGGCUGAAACAGGGCCGCCUGCCCUCGGAAGCGCCCUGCACCUCUUAGGCCAGGAAGAGACAAGUGAAGUGACCAAGGACGCGACUGGAGCCCGUUGAAUUGAUGCAUAGACUCGCCAGCACCCAGUCCUGCCGACCAAGCCACGCGGCGGUGGGGGGAGGAUGCUGGGGGCUGUGGGGACAGAUGACAGAGAUGAUCUCUCUCCCCACCUCCGCAGCACCUCUCCCCAAACCUGCUGUGGGUUUAGACAGCAGGGACCUUGCAGAUGCCAGUCUGGCCUGCCACAGCCAGCUGCAGAAUGGUGCCCGCUAACUUUGCCGAAUCCAGACCCCGCCCCACCCCCCAAGCCAAUGCGGCUGCUGAGCCCAUCACUCCAUCCCUGCGUGUGUUCUGCUUCCCCAGACUUCGCUCUCCUGGCUGGACUGGAGCCAGCAACGACAUCUCGGCCCAGUGGGACGAGGGAGCCGGGCGCUGCUUUUGUUCUGCCCGGGACGAGGGGGACACAGACGGCGGGCGGGCAGCCCCGAGACCGUCCUUCCGCCGCGUAAUCCCCAGCAGAGACAGCGAGUGGCCGGAGGGGCCUUGGGCGGCCGCCAGCCGUGGGCUUUCCAGCUUGCUGCCUCGGAAUCCCAUUGUUUCCUUUGUGGGCUCUGCGGAGGCCAUGGGUCAGGCCUGCUUCCAGCUGCCUGAGGGCCUGGGGAAAGGCAGAGGGACGAGCCCGUGCAGCGGCUGCUCCUGCAAACCCUGCUGCAGGGCCUGGCUUUUCCUGAGUCCCAGCAGCCCGAGGACCGGAGCUCUGCGGCAGCUGGGGCCAUGUCCCACUCUCAGAGCUGAGGCGGCGAGGAUGGGAGAGAUUGAAGCUGCCUUGGAGGAGUGAAGAGCAAAAUCCUAGCUCCCCCCCCCGCGGCCAAAGGGCCCCGGUGGCAGGGCAGCGUGGCGAGUCUAGGAGCUCAUGGUCCAGAGGGGAGCAGAGUUGCCCCGGCAGGGGGGCAGGUGGUGUCUUGGGCUAACCCACAGUGCCCAGGCCGGGCGUGACUGAGUCAGCGUUCCUGUGACCAAAGCCUACUCCCCGCGCCAACGUCCCACUACCGUGCGCCAUGCGCCCCUGCCAAGCUGGCUGCAGCUAACGCCUGUUCCUGGAGAACGGACGCCGGGGAGGCCUGUCCUAGGGCCUGGGUGGAGCUGCCAGCGAUUUAGAGCCACGCCGUGUGUGCAGCCGCCCUCUCCGACUGUUGUGGCCUCCUGGACCCUGCCUGGGGGCCUGAGCCAGGAACGACCCCGAGACCCAAGCCGCGGGGGUGGGGGUGAGGUUGGAGGUGGGCCCGAGAGAGAAGCUCCCUCUUAGCAAGUGGCCUGCUGGGUAAAAUGGAUGGAGCCGGUGGGUCCUGGGCACUGCCCUGGAAGGACUCCCCCUGCCCUGCAGCGCUCCGGCUGGCUGUGAGGAGGAGCUGAAAGGAGCCCGCUGGAGCCGUGCUGAAGGGACUCUGGGGAGGAAGCCCCUGGGACGGUACAAGGCCCUGUCCGGGCUGGCUCUAGGUGAAUGCACAGACAGGCGUGAGUGCAGCCAUGUCCCUGGGCCAGGCCUGCCACUGCCACCCACCUGGCCAUGAGGCUCUGGAGUCGUCGGCAGCACGUCUGGCCUGGGGGCUGUUUGUGGGGGGUCACCGGGUGAAUCAUCAGCCUUGUUAGCCGAUAGACACUCUCUGAGAGAGGCCGCCGCAAACUAGAGGGGAGGUUGGGGGCAUCUGAAUGUGCCCACUGGCCUAGGCUAUAGACUGCUCUGCAGACCCUGCUGUAUUUCACUGCUGCAGGUUCCCAGAGCAGCCAGAGCUUCUCCACGAAGCCCCCGCCGUGGCCUGGUCCCCGGCCAUGCACAGUGUUGGGGAAAGAAAACCAACGCCCUCACCCCUUUGCUUUUUCCCUGGCCAGCCCAGCCCCUCCCGCCCGCUCCGGGCUGGUCCCCUCACUCACUUGCUCUCCUGGCAGCGUGGCACGCAGCCAUGGGCUGGCAGAGCAGCGUCAGGUGUUACCCCACCUGCCCCUGACAAGCUGGCCAGCCUCUGGUUUUACUGCCCUGGCCUUUCAAGGCAGGAGUGCGCCUGGCUUUAAUGCUAGGUGAGCCCAGGGAGGGCUCCCAGCCCCCUGCGCUGCUCACAGGCCCUGCGGGGUUGGGUUGCGGGGAGCCGCUGGGGCAGCACAGUCGCCUGGCUCCUCUCCUGGCGCACUGACGCGUCACCACACGAGGGCUGUUGGGGCACCCGGAGGUCGGUGCAGUCAGGAGAUCGCCGCGCUCAGGCAUCUCCCAGGCGGGUGGAUUUGCAUCCUUUCACCCCUCCCCAGCCAGAGCAAAAACUCACCCUGGGCGGGAGGGGAACUCUGUUCUGCAGGGAGCAAGCAGAGGAAAGGUUUGCCUCUGCGAACCCAAGCGUCCGAGCUGGGCUCAGCUCUGCCGGGGAGUUACCAUAUCCGUGCACAGGCACAUGAGUGUCUAGAUCUCCGCCCCCCCAGCCGCCCCGCAGCCCCUUGGCCUCCCAGAGCCCCCCGCGUGCAUUUCUGCCGCUCUGGUUUCACUAAAGGAAUGGCGUGGGCGGGGGGCGAAAUCACAUGCUAAGAGCCAGCUUCUGCUGUGAGCGUGGAAACAAAUGAACCCAACAGAGAGCGACAGCCAGGGAGCACAUGGCACCCACCCCCAGGGAACAGCCCCGGCCUCGGCCCGCAGGAGGCGACAGUCCACAAAGUGGAGCCCUCUAGGGGUUGGUUGGGGCAACUGCACAAGCCUUUGAACCAGUUGGAAUUUUUCAUGGGAAAUUUUGUUCAAGGAAAAAUGUCUCCCCCUCCCUUCCCCAGGACAAUGGUUUGUUUCUUUGGAAACGUCCCAUUUCAUUUUUCAGCAGACACCCUGAAAAAGAAGCUUUUUUUUUUUUAACUUUUUCAUCCCUAAACAAGCCAAAAAAAGUUUCACAGAAGUUUGUUUCAUGGCAACUCCUUCCCAUUUCGCCCCCAGCUCCCCUCCGCCCUCUAGCGCCCCCACCGGGCUGCAGAGAUGUGGGCGCACCCGUCGCCGGGGCUGCUCGCAGGAAGCGGGACGAGGGGGCAGCCAGAGCUCUGCUCUAGCCCAGAAGCCCUGCUUCGAGGGGCGUGUUGCUGAGGGCGUGUUGCUGUGUGCAUCUGAGCGCACCCUCUCAGAGGCACACGGCUUUGGUCAUUAGCUAAAGUGCCCAGGACAUUAUCAGCCAGCUCAUCCCUGUGGGGCUGGGUGUCUCCAUGGGACCAACAGGAAGAGUCCCUGCUGUGAGGGGAGACCCAGGCCAGGAGAGACCAAAAGUCUGCCCCGCUGGAGAGAACUGUUUACUGGCUCAUAUAAAAAGAAUUCCGGGUCCAAGUGUGUCGUCUCAUGGAAGCAGUUCAUCCCACGGGGUUGCUACUGAUGCCAUUUGGUGGCCCUCCCGUGAAGGUCCUAGGACCCAUCUCAUUCCUAGCGGUGGCCCCAUGCAGGAGAGGCUAGAGACACAACUUGUGGAUAGGGUGACCAGGUGUCCCGAUUUUAUAGGGACAGUCCCGAUUUUGGGGUCGUUUUCUUAUAUAGGUUUCUAUUCCCCCACCCCCAUCCUGAUUUUUCACAUUUGCUGUCUGGUCACCCUACUUGUGGAGGAAGCUCAUGUUGCUGCUGACCCAUGCUGAAACCUGGGGCUGCAGAGAGCAUUUCAGUCUGCAGAGCUGAGAGGCAAGAAUCUGACCCUAGCAACAAAGCCAGGAGCACAAAACCAACCCCCCUUGAACCUGGCUAUAAAUCACAUGCACUAUUACCAGGUUUGCUAGGACUGGUUAGAAAGAGCCUCUGGGUGGGACCUUGUAACAUCUGCACACCCUGUGGCUGAUGGAUCCUUAGUGCCAACGAAGUGGACAGGCCCCACUCCAUCACACAGCCAAGGCAAGCACAGCUCGCCGCGGCUGGGGUGAGGGGGCCUGGGCCAGGUCGUUGUGGCAGGGAGGCUGUGUGUGGCGAGCGGGAGGACAGGUAGGUGUUCAGAGCGGGUGUGGGCAAGUGCUGAGAAGGGGCGAUGGGUGUGUAGGGCUGAGUGGCGCACUGGGGCAUGGAGCAGUUCAGAAGCUGUUCAGCAAGAGCCCCAGGACAGUGAGGAGAGGGCUAGCGAGAGACGUGGCACCGCAGAGUUUAUUGAACGUGAAGGGAGGUGUGAAAUGGGGGAUGGUUUAGCCUGUCUGCUUGGGACAGCACAAGCCCGAUGGGCCAUGGGGUGUGUCAUGGCAAGCGCUGGUUAAAUGCUAGUUGCGGUAGGUCAGAUAAAUACUGAUGAGCGCUGGGCCGUGUGGAACGACAUUGCUGGGCACCCCCCUCGCCGACACGGCAGGCCCCCCAGUACAUGUGCAGCCAGGCAGACGUGCAGGGACACAACUAGCUCACUAACCAGAGGUGAAAUGUCCUCCCGGGGGGCAGAGCACUGUAGGCUCUUGCAUGCUCUCCGCUGGGGAGCAGCUCCCAGCCUGGCAGCUAAGGGCUUAGCCAAAGACACCCCGUGACUUCAAUGGGCUUUAGCUUGGGCCCCCGAGUAAUUAGCUUUUCCCAUCUCUAACUGCCGCGCGCCUCCCUGGGAUGCUCAUCCAGACCCACUCCGCACGUUGGUCUCCCCUUUCACACUGGCCAGCCCCAGUGCCCCGUGGGCGAGGGCCCUUUAAGCUGGGUUAUUCAGAGGGGGCUGGGCAGGGAGCUGUCCCACCAGGGUGGGGCUGGGGAGGGGGCUGGAAUGGCUCCAUUCAGAGUGUGCCACUUCUCCAGCAGGGGAAGGGGCCCAUGGAUUGAGGAUCCCUUGGGAGGAACCAGUGGACUGUCCCAAACCCUCAUCACCGCGAUGCUCUGUGACCCCCACUGCGCAGGCGUCUGAGUGCAGCUGAGCCCGGCCUGCCUGUGUCCAUUACUCACCACUAAGCAAAGAGAACCUGCUCAAGCAGAGCACACCAGCGCUGGUGGCUCUGGCCUGCUGGGACACCUUUGUUCCACACAGAGACCGCGUCAGGCGCUCCUGGCCAUUGCUUCACCAGCUGCUCUUUGACACGCAUUUUGCCACAUCACUGUAUACCAUGCUCAAAAAUAAAGCUGACAUUAUCCCA